Molecule: messenger RNA, 1275 nt
Organism: Amphimedon queenslandica
Lineage: Eukaryota; Metazoa; Porifera; Demospongiae; Haplosclerida; Niphatidae
Product: probable serine/threonine-protein kinase DDB_G0271682
Exons: 2
Coding region: 61-1275 (404 amino acids)
Biological process (GO): protein phosphorylation; necroptotic signaling pathway
Molecular function (GO): protein kinase activity; ATP binding
Source: RefSeq, a predicted model, not a curated record
CAGUACCAGAAACCAAGAAAAGGAGAUACAGCCGAUAUUGAGCAAACCGUACAAGCUCUUAUGAAGAGUCUUAAAGAGAAGGAGAGAGAAGCACAAGUUUAUAGUCAACAAUUGGAGCAGAAAGAAAGAGAAGAAGCAGAGAAAGAGCAAGAAAUAAGAAGAUAUCGCCAUCAGCUACAAGAGAAGGAUAGGGAGCAUCAGGUAGUACUACAGGAGAAGGAUCUAUUGAUACAACAGAAGGAUGAAGAGCAUCAGAAAGUAACAGAAGAGGCAUUACAACAGAAGGACAGGGAGAACCAGGAGGUAUUACAACAGAAAGAUAUUGUGAUACUUGAAAAGGAUAGGGAGCUACAGGAGAAGGAUAGGGAGCUACAGGAGAAGGACAGGGAGCUACGUCAGUCUCAAGAGGCAGUUCGUAGGUACCAGCAACAAGCACUUACUGAUGAUCACUGGGUUAUUAAUAAAGAUGAGGUGACUUUGACAAAGGAGGAGUUAGGAAGAGGAUCUUAUGCUGUUGUUACAGUUGGUAUUUUUAGAGGUUUAGGAGUAGCUGUCAAGUCACUUCAUACUAUCAUCAUCUCAGAUUUUAAUUUAGCUCUCUUCUCCAGGGAAAUGAAUAUAGCAUCACAAGUACGUCAUCCUAACCUGGUCCAGUUUAUUGGUGCAACUAAAGUGGGUAAUCCUCUCAUCUUGACUGAGCUGAUGAGCACUAGUCUUAAUCAGGAGCUUCGCAGAAAACAAUUAACCAAUCAACAGAUUCUGAGUAUUGCUCAAGAUGUAGCUUUAGGCCUCAACUACCUUCACCUGUUUAAGCCUCAGCCUAUUAUUCACAGAGAUGUGAGCAGUCCUAACAUAUUAUUAAAGCCUUGCACUAGACCUGCUGGUUAUGAAGCUAAAGUAGCAGAUUAUGGUACAGCUAAAUUAGUACAAGUUGACAGUACUGGUACUGUUAUGCCAGGCAAUCCAGCAUAUGCUGCACCAGAAGCUCCUAUUCCUGAUCAACACAGUCCAGCAAUGGAUGUCUACAGUUACUCUGUUCUCCUUAUGGAAAUGAAUUUGUGUUCUUCCCCAGAAAUGACGACAGCAGAGAGAGAAGUACAAUCUGGUAGUGUCUCCUGGUCUGAUAUGAAGUCUCUCAUACAAAGAGGACCUAAUGCUAAUCCUAGAGCUCGUCCUACUAUGGCUCAAGUAAUAGAUAUUACAUCACUUGACAUUUCAUCUUUAUUUCAACUUGAACCUAUCAAUGACAAUAAUAUUAAGAUUCAGUAUGACUAG